This is a messenger RNA of Monoraphidium neglectum, 1629 nucleotides long. Its product is annotated as alpha/beta hydrolase domain-containing protein. Bases 1 to 1629 code for a protein of 542 amino acids. Lineage: Eukaryota; Viridiplantae; Chlorophyta; Chlorophyceae; Sphaeropleales; Selenastraceae. The record is from RefSeq and is a predicted model, not a curated record. Gene Ontology annotation, molecular function: N,N-dimethylaniline monooxygenase activity; flavin adenine dinucleotide binding; NADP binding. The transcript is spliced from 3 exons.
AUGGCCCCCGAGGCACAGGCAGCGGGCCCUGUUGAAGAGGCGGAAGUCCUCAUCGCCGGCACAGGCUUCAGCGGCAUAGGCACCGCCAUCCAGCUGCAGCGCGCGGGGAUCCGCGACUUCCUUUUGCUGGAGCGCGCGGCCGCCGUCGGCGGCGUCUGGCGGGACAACACCUAUCCGGGCGCCGCCUGCGACAUCCCAUCGCACCUCUACUGCUUUAGCUUCGAGCCAAACCCCGACGCCAGCCGCACCUACGGGCGCCAACCGGAGAUCAAAUCAUAUCUAGAGUCCCUCAUUGAUAAGCACGGCCUCAGGGACAGGAUCCGCUUCGGCGCCGCCGUGGCGCGCUCGGUAUGGGACGACUCCGAGGGCCGCUGGAAUGUGCAGUGCGCCGACGGCCGCCGCUUCCGCGGGCGUUUUCAGAUCAUCGGGGCGGGGCCGCUCAGGGACCCCCGGUGGCCGCAGGUGAAGGGGCUGAGGGACUUCAAGGGCUCGCUAUCCCACUCCAGCCGGUGGCCCGAGGGCGGCCUCGAGGCGCUGGCAGGCAAGCGGGUCGCCGUCAUCGGCACCGGCGCCUCGGCGGUCCAGAUCGUCCCCGAGAUCUCCAAGGUGGCCGCCCAACUUCACGUCGUGCAGCGCACGCCGGCGUGGGUGUCGCCGCGCAUCGAUACAGAGUACAGCGCCUGGGCAAAGUGGGCGUUCCGGCACGUGCCGUUCGUGUUGCAGGCGCACCGCUUCCUGAUCUGGCUGGCGCACGAGAUCCGCUACCCGAUGCUGUUUUCGGACGGCAAGUGGCGGCCGGUCUUCGCCAGGUCGAUAGAGCGGCAGCUGAGGGAGUGGAUCAAGAUGGAGGUCGGGGACGAGGGCCUGGCGGCGGCGCUGACGCCCAGCUACGCGCCCGGCUGCAAGCGCAUCUUGUCGUCCUCGGACUUCUACCCUGCGCUGCGGCUCCCCAACGUGUCGCUCCACACCCAGGCCGCCACAGAGGCCACCCCUUCCUCCCUCGUCCUGGCGGACGGCACUAACCUAGAAGUCGACGCCAUCAUAUGCGCCACCGGCUUUGUCGUCGACGCGCCGCUCGCAGCCGUCACCAUCGUCGGCCAGGGCGGCGUCGUGCUGUCCGAGGUCUGGGGCGCGCGGCCGCGCGCCUACCUCGGGGUGACGAUGCCAGGGUUCCCAAACACGUUUUUCGUGAUGGGGCCAAACACCGGCCUCGGGCACAACAGCAUGAUCGUGAUGGCCGAGGCCCAGAUCGGUUACAUCGUGCAGGCGAUCUCCAAGGCGCGCGCGCGCGGGCCCCGGGCGUGGGUGGCGCCGAGGGAGGGGAAGCUGGACGGGUUCGUGGCGGAGUGUGACAGCCGGCACCGCGGGCUGGUGUGGGCGAGCGGCUGCAGCAGCUGGUACCUAAACGAGGCAGGCGAGAACUUCUCGCUGUACCCCGGCAGUACCGCGGAGUACAUCUGGCGGAUGCGGCGGUUCGAUUCCGAGGCGUACAUCCACGGGGAAGCCCCGGGCACCGGUGGCGGCAAAGUGGAGGAGGAGGCAGAGGCGGGGGCGGGAGAGGGGACAGAUGCGGGGCGCGCCGCGCCGCAGCUCGUGCAGCGGCGGCGGGGGGUGUCGCCGCUGCUUUGA